AUGGCGGACCCUUUGAGUAUAAGUGUCUCUGUACUUGCUGUUCUUACAGCUGCCAUUCAGUCGACGAAUUCACUCUUUGAAGCUGUCAAACGAUUCAAAGAUCGUAACAAGACUUUGCGCAGACUUCAGGAUGAGCUUGAAGAUCUCGGGAAUAUUUUGAACUCGCUGAAGGAAGCAAUCAAUACUGAGACAUCGAUGAUGGUGCUUCUACAGGGUCCCCUCAACCGGUGCAGCCAGGUGUGUCGCGAGUUCGAGCAAUCAAUGAAGGUCUUCACCAGCAAGUCAAAGACAGGCUUCCUGGAUUGGACCAAGAUGGAGUUUAUGAGGGGGGAUAUCAAUGAGUUUAUAGACACUAUCUCUGGGUACAAGUCAACAAUCUCAGUCGGCUUGGGCACCAUUACUAUGCACACAUCAAAGAUUUCCCACCAAGUUCUUCAACAAUACAACGAGAUGAUACAUGACACAGCAUAUAAUCUUGAGCUCCAUUUGCGCCAGAUAGAUGAAAAGAUGGCGCAACUCACAGCCGAGGAUUCAAGCACCUCAGACGUAACGGUUGACCUGAAGGACGAGAGAGCUGUGACUACACAAUGUCUUCGUAUUUGUGACGAUGCAAAGUCUUUUAUUGAGUCCUUGGCGAACCGGGAGUCUACUUUGCUUCAGGAAGCACACGAAAACGGGGGUGACAAUGGUCAUGGAUGCUUUGAAGCGCAAUUGCUAACACGCCAAGCUCUGGAUAAAAAUCGAGACAGCCUAGCGGUAAUUAGCAACCGCCUUCAAGAACGACUUGAGACUCUUCUCUUGGAUGACAGCCCUAAAAGGGAUGAAGAGAGAUUACGCCUGCAGGAAGACAUCAACAUUUCCAAACAGUGCUUAGAGGUGUGCAAGGUGGCUAGAGAAGCUUCACACCAGAAAAUCUACAGACUUGGGGAAGUUGUUGCUGACGGUGACAGCGAUCAAGUGGUGGUAACGAGUUUGGCGGACUUGUUUGAUGUUAAGAAAGCGCUGUCUCAAGGCAAUUCAGCGCAGCUGGUUGGUUCAAUGACAGAUGAGACUAUUCAACACCUGGCUGAGAAGCGCUAUAACAGUCGGUUUGGAGCGAUGCACGGCAAUCCUGUCCGUUCUCAAGCCGGCACGUCUUCAGUCUUCGAGGCUCAUAAAAGUAAACAAAGUUUUCCGUCACAGCCAAGGAAUGAUGGGCAGCCGCAUGGCCCAGAAGCAAGGCGUUCCAGGCCGUCUCCUAACGAGAUCAGAAAGCGGCUGGCAGAUGACGGAAAGGACUAA
Molecule: messenger RNA, 1281 nt
Organism: Metarhizium brunneum ARSEF 3297
Lineage: Eukaryota; Fungi; Ascomycota; Sordariomycetes; Hypocreales; Clavicipitaceae
Source: RefSeq, a predicted model, not a curated record